AUGGCGGCUCCCCGGCAAGCUCUGCUCCUGGCCGUCGUCGUCGCCGCCGCGUGCCUCGCGUCGCUGGCCUCCGCCUCGGACUGGAUGGUCGGGGACAAAGACGGCUGGAGGGCCAAGUUCAACACGACCGGCUGGGCCGACGGCAAGACGUUCACGGUCGGCGACACCCUCAUGUUCAUGUACCCCCAGGGGAAGCACACGGUGGUCCAGCUCAGCAACAAGGACGACUUCGUGGCGUGCAACCUGAACGCCAACCCGAUCGCGACGUGGAAAUCCGGCAACGACGUCGUCACCCUCGACAAGCCCGGGAAGGUGUGGUUCUUCUGCAGCGUUCCCGGCCACUGCGACAACGGCAUGAAGCUCGUCAUCAACGUCGAGGACGGCGCCCCGAUCCCGGCGCCGCCGGGCCCGUCGUCGUCCGCCCCCGUCACGGGAUACACGGUCGGCGCCGCGGUCGCCGUGGCCGCCGGCGCCGUGGUCGCGUCCGUGCUCGCGUUCUAGGGGCCGCCGCGCUCGCUGGGGAAGACGUGUACGUGGACGUACGCGUGGCGGGAUCGCCAUUACUUUGACUUCAUUUUGUGCGUGGUGUGUGGUCGGAUCAAAUUUUUUUUUCUUGUUCGGCGAAUUGUUACUGUGGUUUGGACUUUGGAUUUUACUCCGUACUCGUGUUUGAACUAGGUAGCAAGAGUUUAGCGCUUUGUAUGA
Molecule: messenger RNA, 705 nt
Organism: Setaria italica (foxtail millet)
Lineage: Eukaryota; Viridiplantae; Streptophyta; Magnoliopsida; Poales; Poaceae
Product: basic blue protein
Exons: 2
Coding region: 1-501 (166 amino acids)
Cellular component (GO): plasma membrane
Molecular function (GO): electron transfer activity
Source: RefSeq, a predicted model, not a curated record